Raphanus sativus (radish) is the source of this 2125-nucleotide messenger RNA. RefSeq names its product ATP-dependent 6-phosphofructokinase 7. Gene Ontology annotation, molecular function: ATP binding; 6-phosphofructokinase activity. Gene Ontology annotation, biological process: glycolytic process; fructose 6-phosphate metabolic process. Lineage: Eukaryota; Viridiplantae; Streptophyta; Magnoliopsida; Brassicales; Brassicaceae. Gene Ontology annotation, cellular component: cytoplasm. The record is from RefSeq and is a predicted model, not a curated record. Bases 398 to 1867 code for a protein of 489 amino acids. The transcript has 10 exons.
AAUAAUACGAAUCAUCUUCUCCAAGUUUCAACGUUCUUUUAUUUUCUUUUCUUCCACCAUUAUUUUCAUAUAUAUACCCGAGAAUCAUGUAGGGAAGUGCGUAUACAUACACAUGUAUAUAUGUGUAUGUAUAUUAUAUUCUCUUUCGUUGUUUUCUUGUCUUUUCUUAAUUUAAGUAUAAAUCGUUGAUGCCUACCACCUGUUCGAUUAAAUUCCCCAUCUAAAAAAAAAGAGGGAGAAAGUUCUUCGUCUUUAUUGGGUCUCUCACUAUCUUACCACUCCUUCAAAAACGGGCUCUCUUUUAUAGGAUUGACUUGUUUUUUGAUUCAACCUCUCUCUCUCUCUCAUUUUUCCUCCUUCGUUUCAAAGUAGUUUCUGUCUGAUUUGAUCGUUCGUUAUGUCUAGUCCUAAAAGUAACAAGCCGAAGAUCGUCAACGGUCCUGGUGGUUAUAUACUACAGGACGUUCCUCAUCUCGUUGAUUACCUUCCUGAUCUUCCUACUUACCCAAAUCCAUUACAAGACAACCCAGCUUACUCUGUUGUUAAGCAGUACUUUGUUGAUGCGGAUGAUAGUGUCCCUGAGAAGAUUGUAGUCCACAAGGAUGGUCCAAGAGGAGUCCAUUUCAGACGCGCUGGUCCACGCCAAAAGGUUUACUUUGAGUCAGACGAAGUCCAUGCUUGCAUCGUUACAUGUGGAGGUCUCUGUCCUGGUCUCAACACCGUGAUUAGAGAAAUCGUUAGCAGCUUAUCGUGCAUGUACGGAGUAAAGAGAAUCCUUGGAAUCGAUGGCGGAUACAGGGGAUUCUACGCCAAGAACACUAUCCCCUUAAACUCCAAAGUCGUGAACGACAUCCAUAAACGCGGAGGAACGAUCCUGGGAACCUCACGAGGUGGACAUGAUACAACGAAGAUUGUUGAUAGCAUCCAAGACCGAGGAAUCAAUCAGGUUUACAUCAUUGGUGGAGAUGGAACACAGAGAGGAGCUUCGGUUAUAUUUGAGGAAAUUAGAAGGCGUGGACUUAAAGUUGCUGUGGUUGGAAUCCCGAAAACGAUCGAUAACGAUAUACCGGUGAUAGAUAAGUCUUUUGGGUUUGAUACUGCUGUGGAGGAGGCUCAGCGAGCCAUCAACGCAGCACAUGUUGAAGCUGAGAGUAAUGAGAAUGGUAUCGGUUUUGUCAAGCUUAUGGGUCGCUACAGUGGAUUCAUAGCGAUGUAUGCUACAUUAGCUAGCAGAGAUGUCGAUUGCUGUUUGAUUCCGGAGUCGCCAUUUUACCUGGAAGGAGAAGGUGGGCUCCUGGAGUUCAUAGAGAAACGGAUCAAGGAGAAUGGUCACAUGGUGAUUGUUCUUGCUGAAGGAGCAGGGCAAGAGCUGAUGUCCAAAAGCAUGGAAUCUAGCACUGACGCCUCUGGUAACAAGCUUCUUAAAGAUGUCGGCUUAUGGCUAUCACAAAGCAUCAAGGAUUAUUUUAAGAAGAUUAAUAUGGUGAUGAAUCUCAAAUACAUAGAUCCUACAUACAUGAUCCGGGCUGUUCCAAGCAAUGCAUCAGACAAUGUAUACUGUACACUUCUAGCUCAGAGCGCGGUUCAUGGUGCAAUGGCUGGUUACACUGGCUACACUAGUGGUCUUGUCCAUGGAAGACAAACAUACAUUCCUUUCUACAGGAUAACAGAGAAACAGAACAAUGUGGUGAUUACGGAUAGAAUGUGGGCAAGGCUGUUGUCUUCUACGAAUCAGCCAAGUUUCUUGGGCCCUAAGGAUGUAGCUGCUGAGGAGAAGAAAGAGAUGCCGGAGAAGCCAACUCUUGACGGUGGAAACUGUGAUGGAGUUGUUGAUAUUCCUCCGGUGACUAAAGAGAUCACUAAGUGAACGUCAAGAAAGCUUUGUUUAAAGAAACUUCCGAAGCAUAUAUAUAUAUAUUCCUGAAACGAUAUUGUUUCAUGCGAAAGUGAAAUAAUUGUUUAUUCUGACGAUUUCGCCUCUCUGUUUGGCAAACGCAAUGUUUUUUGGUGUCUUUUAGAUGUUUAGUUUUGUAACCUUUUUUGCACCUUCCACCAUAUCAUAUGAUUAUGAAUGUACGAAGUUAUCUUUUUUUUUUUCUUGGUUUAAAUGUUGAGAUUUUUAUCA